Dama dama (fallow deer) is the source of this 1969-nucleotide messenger RNA. It is a transcript of the gene GTF2F1, whose product is annotated as general transcription factor IIF subunit 1. The transcript is spliced from 10 exons. Gene Ontology annotation, biological process: positive regulation of transcription elongation by RNA polymerase II; transcription initiation at RNA polymerase II promoter. Gene Ontology annotation, molecular function: RNA polymerase II general transcription initiation factor activity; DNA binding; TFIIF-class transcription factor complex binding. The record is from RefSeq and is a predicted model, not a curated record. The coding region runs from base 381 to 1934 and encodes 517 amino acids. Gene Ontology annotation, cellular component: nucleus; transcription factor TFIIF complex. NCBI's taxonomy places the organism in Eukaryota, Metazoa, Chordata, Mammalia, Artiodactyla, Cervidae.
UCGUGAUGUAUAUAUAUAUAUAUAUAUAUAUAUAUAUAUAUAUAUAUACACUGCGGGCCGCCAGAGCGCUAGAUACAGAAGGCGCUAGCUACCUUCAGUUCGGAGUAGGUUACUUCGACUAGGCCUGCUGGAUUUAGAUUCCGGUUUAGGCGGCUGCGCAGGCGCAGACUUGGCACAGGCGGUCCCUAGCUGAUCGCCGACCCAGCUCGGCCUCCGGAUAGCUUUUCCCAGGAUCGAUUGUAUCCCGGGCUUAGGGUCCGCGAUCGAGGCCAGAGACCCGACACUUCGAGGGCGGCCUCCGCGGGACCGAGGGACGCGCACCCCGAGGGAGGCGUAAAGAAAGAGGUUCUGACCGGACCCGGGUCAAUCGCCCAUCGCCCAUGGCGGCCCUCGGCCCCAGCAGCCAGAAUGUCACUGAGUAUGUCGUCCGAGUUCCCAAAAAUACCACCAAAAAAUACAAUAUCAUGGCUUUCAAUGCAGCCGAUAAAGUCAACCUCACUACUUGGAAUCAGGCCCGGCUGGAACGAGACCUGAGCAACAAGAAGAUUUACCAAGAGGAGGAGAUGCCUGAGUCGGGCGCCGGCAGCGAGUUCAACCGCAAGCUCCGGGAGGAGGCGCGGAGGAAGAAGUACGGCAUCGUCCUCAAGGAGUUCCGGCCAGAGGACCAGCCCUGGCUGCUGCGGGUCAACGGCAAAUCGGGCCGCAAGUUCAAGGGCAUAAAGAAGGGAGGCGUGACAGAAAACACCUCCUACUACAUCUUUACCCAGUGCCCUGAUGGGGCUUUCGAGGCCUUCCCUGUGCACAACUGGUAUAACUUCACGCCGCUGGCCAAGCACCGCACGCUCACGGCCGAGGAGGCUGAGGAGGAGUGGGAGAGGAGAAACAAGGUCCUGAAUCACUUCAGCAUCAUGCAGCAGCGGCGACUGAAAGACCAGGACCAGGACGAGGAGGAUGAGGAGAAGGAGAAGCGCAGCCGCAAGAAGGCCAGCGAGCUGCGCAUCCACGACCUGGAGGACGACCUGGAGAUGUCGUCCGAUGACAGCGAGGCCAGCGGCGAGGAGGGUGGCAGAGCCCCCAAGGCCAAGAAGAAGGCACCGCCCAGCAAGGGGGGCCGGAAGAAGAAGAAGAAGAAGGGCUCAGAUGAUGAGGCCUUUGAGGACAGUGAUGACGGGGACUUCGAGGGCCAGGAGGUGGACUACAUGUCCGACGGCUCCAGCAGCUCCCAGGAUGAGCUGGAGGGCAAGCCCAAGGUCACCCAGCAGGAGGAGGGUCCCAAGGGCGUGGACGAGCAGAGUGAGAGCAGUGAAGAGAGCGAGGAGGAAAAGCCGCCCGAGGAGGACAAGGAGGAGGAGGAGGAGAAGAAGGCACCCACGCCGCAGGAGAAGAAGCGGAGGAAAGACAGCAGUGAGGAGUCCGACAGCUCGGAGGAGAGUGACAUUGACAGCGAAGCCUCCUCGGCACUCUUCAUGGCGAAAAAGAAGACGCCCCCCAAAAGGGAGCGGAAGCCAUCAGGGGGCAGUUCCCGGGGUAACAGCCGGCCAGGCACGCCCAGCACUGAGGCGGGCAGUACUUCUUCCACCCUCCGGGCAGCUGCCAGCAAGCUGGAGCAGGGGAAGCGCCCCAGCGAAACGCCGGCAGCCAAGCGGCUACGACUGGACACCGGGCCCCAGAGCUUGUCUGGUAAAUCCACUCCUCAGCCCCAGUCUGGGAAGUCAACCCCCAGCAGCGGCGAUGUUCAAGUAACUGAAGACGCCGUGCGCCGCUACCUGACGCGGAAGCCCAUGACCACCAAGGACCUGCUGAAAAAGUUCCAGACCAAGAAGACGGGGCUGAGCAGCGAGCAGACAGUGAAUGUGCUGGCUCAGAUCCUGAAGCGCCUGAACCCUGAGCGCAAGAUGAUCAACGACAAGAUGCAUUUCUCCCUCAAGGAGUGAUGCUGCCCCCAAUAAACAGGCUCUGUUUUCCACAA